Messenger RNA from Cordyceps fumosorosea ARSEF 2679, 2244 nucleotides. RefSeq names its product AP-1 complex subunit beta-1. Bases 1 to 2244 code for a protein of 747 amino acids. Gene Ontology annotation, molecular function: clathrin binding. Gene Ontology annotation, cellular component: membrane coat. The transcript is spliced from 4 exons. NCBI's taxonomy places the organism in Eukaryota, Fungi, Ascomycota, Sordariomycetes, Hypocreales, Cordycipitaceae. The record is from RefSeq and is a predicted model, not a curated record. Gene Ontology annotation, biological process: vesicle-mediated transport; intracellular protein transport.
AUGGCGGUAAACCGCAUCCGGGGCGCCUUUGCGCCGCCUCGAAAGGGAGAGACGUUUGAGCUGCGAGCCGGUCUCGUGUCACAGUAUGCCUACGAACGUAAGGAGUCGAUCCAAAAGACCAUUAUGGCAAUGACGCUGGGAAAGGAUGUCUCCGCCUUGUUUCCCGACGUGCUCAAGAAUAUCGCGACCGCCGAUUUGGACCAGAAGAAGUUGGUCUACCUGUAUUUGAUGAACUAUGCGAAAUCGCACCCCGACCUCUGUAUUCUCGCCGUCAACACAUUCGUACAAGACUCCGAAGACCCGAACCCACUAGUCAGGGCGCUGGCUAUCCGCACCAUGGGCUGUAUCCGGGUCGAUAAAAUGGUCGACUACAUGGAAGAGCCGCUGCGCAAAACGUUACGAGACGAGUCACCAUACGUUCGCAAGACGGCCGCCAUCUGCGUUGCCAAGCUGUUCGAUCUCAACCCAACCAUGUGCAUCGAAAACGGUUUCCUUGAAACGCUGCAGGAGAUGAUUGGCGACCCCAAUCCCAUGGUCGUCGCCAACUCGGUCCAGGCGCUCUCUGAGAUUGCGGAGACAGCGCCCGAGACAAGCGCGCUCAUCAUUACGCCAGCGACGCUGAAGAAGCUGAUGCUCGCCCUCAAUGAGUGCACAGAAUGGGGCCGCGUGACGAUCCUGAGCACCCUGGCGGCCUAUGCCGCCACCGACGUCAAAGAGUCGGAGCACAUCUGCGAAAGAGUAGCGCCUCAGUUCCAGCACGUCAACCCCAGUGUCGUUCUCGCUGCUAUCAAGGUUGUUUUUACGCAUAUGAGAUCGAUAAACCCCGAGCUGGUGGGCUCAUACCUCAAGAAAAUGGCCCCUCCUCUAGUUACGCUGGUUGCCUCUGCACCUGAAGUUCAAUAUGUUGCUCUGAGAAACAUUGAUCUCUUGCUCCAGGCCAAGCCCGAUAUUCUCAGCAAGGAACUCCGCGUCUUUUUCUGCAAAUACAACGACCCUCCCUACCUCAAACUCCAGAAGCUCGAGAUUAUGGUCAGAAUAGCAAACGAAAAGAAUUACGAGCACCUUCUCUCUGAACUCAAGGAAUAUGCCCUGGAAGUCGACAUGGACUUUGUGCGCAGAGCCGUCAAGGCGAUCGGCCAGGUUGCCAUCAAGAUUGAAAAUGCCAGCGCCAAAUGCGUCGAGGCGCUGGAGGACUUGAUCUCCACAAAGGUCAACUAUGUUGUGCAAGAAGUGGUAGUGGUGAUAAAGGACAUUCUGCGCAAGUACCCGGGAUACGAGGGCGUCAUCCCAACUCUAUGCAAAUACAUUGACGAGCUGGAUGAGCCGGAAGCUCGCGGAUCACUCAUCUGGAUCGUUGGAGAGUACGCCGAAAAGAUCAACAAUGCCGACCAGAUCCUGGAAAGCUUUGUAGAUGGUUUCAUGGAGGAGUUCACCCAGACUCAACUGCAAAUAUUGACGGCUGUCGUCAAGCUAUUUUUGAAGAAGCCGAGCAACAGUCAGAACCUUGUUCAGAAGGUACUACAAGCGGCUACUGUAGAAAACGACAAUCCCGAUAUUCGCGACAGAGCUUAUGUCUACUGGAGACUGCUCUCUGGAGACCUGGAGGUUGCCAAGAACAUUAUUCUCUCCCAAAAGCCCACUAUCACGACAACGAUGACGAGUCUGCCACCAGCCCUUCUAGAACAACUGCUAAUGGAGCUGUCUACGCUAGCGUCCGUGUACCACAGGCCUCCCGAGUCGUUUGUCGGCAAGGGCCGCUUCGGUGCCGACGAAAUUCAACGGGCAGCCAUCCAAGAGCAGCGCCAGAACGCCGCUGAGAACCCCAUCGCGGCCUCUGUCGCGACCGCCAACGGCGCCAGCGGAGCGCAGAGCAACAUUGAGAACCUGCUGGACAUUGACUUUGACGGUGCGGCGCCGGCCUCGCGUGAGCAUGGCAGCGCCUCGCAGACGCCGGACCGCGUGGCCAGCCCGGCUGCCGGAGCGGGCUCUGGUGCCAUGGCGGACAUGAUGAGCAUGUUCGAUGCGCCACCGGCACAGAGCAGCGCCGCAGGCCAGGCUUCCGCUAGCGGCAGCAGCGGCAUGAACGACCUGAUGAGUGGCUUUGAGGGGAUGAAUUUUGGUGCGUCGGCCGGCGACCCCCUGCCACCCGCAAUGCAGCUGCAGAACGUGCAGGGCGACUCGUCACAACAACCGCAGCAGCAACAGCAGCAGGGGGCAAGCGAUGAUCUUUUGGGCUUGCUGUAG